This is a messenger RNA of Lepus europaeus (European hare), 811 nucleotides long. It is a transcript of the gene CTRL, whose product is annotated as chymotrypsin like. Lineage: Eukaryota; Metazoa; Chordata; Mammalia; Lagomorpha; Leporidae. The record is from RefSeq and is a predicted model, not a curated record. Gene Ontology annotation, biological process: proteolysis. Gene Ontology annotation, molecular function: serine-type endopeptidase activity.
AUGCGAGGUCAUCACAAGUCCCGUGGCCAGGCUGUUCCUGCCAUCAGACCUGCACUGAGCUUCAGACAGAGGAUCGUCAAUGGGGAGAAUGCUGUGGUGGGCUCCUGGCCCUGGCAGGUGUCUUUGCAGGACAGCAAUGGCUUCCACUUUGGUGGAUCUCUCAUCAGUCAGUCCUGGCUGGUCACUGCUGCCCACUGCAAUCUCAGCCCUGGCCACCACUUUGGCCUGGGCAAAUCUGACCAAUCAUCCAGCACUGGGACAGUGCAGGUGCUGUCCAUCACCCGGGCCAUCACACACCCCAGCUGGAACCCUACUACUAUGAACGACGACCUGACACUGCUGAAGCUCGCCUCACCAGUCCGGUAUACAACACAUAUCUCCCCAGCUUGCCUGGCUUCCUCAAAUGAAGUGCUGUCUGCAGGCCUCACGUGUGUCACCACUGGCUGGCCCCUCUGGCCCAUAGGCAAUGUGACACUGGCAUGGGUGCAGCAGGUGGCUCUAUCCAUGGUCAUUGUGAAUCAGUGCCAGCGGUACUGGGGCUCAAGGAUCAUGGACUCCAUGAUCUGUGCAGGAGGCUCAGGUGCCUCCUCCUGCUAGGGUGACUCCGGAGACCCUCUUGUCUGCCAGAAGGGUAACACCUAGGUGCUUACUGGUGUUGUUUCCUGGGGCACCAGCAACUGCAAUGUGUGCGCACCAGCUGUAUACAUUCAGGUUAGCAAGUUCAGCACCUGGAUCAACCAGGUCACAGCCUAUAACUGAGCCCACCACAGGCCCUUGCCCCAUCUCAAUGAAGACCCCAGGCUCUGUCCAC